AUGGCCGCAGCAGACGCCACCGCAGUAACCCCAGAGGAUCCCGCUGCCCCUCAGCAGGCCAAGCAGGACAUCAACCCCUGGUCCGUGUCGGGCGAGGUGGGCGAGGACGGCAAAGUCAAGGCAAUCGACUACCGCAAGCUCAUUGACGAGUUUGGCACGUCUCAGAUUGACGAUGCGCUGCUGGCGCGCUUCGAGCAGGUGACAGGCCAGAAGCCGCACCGUUUCAUGCGCCGUGGCAUCUUUUUCAGCCACCGCGACAUGCACGCGAUUCUGGACCGCUACGAAAAGAAUGAACCAUUCUUCAUCUACACUGGCCGUGGGCCGAGCAGUGACAGUAUGCACAUUGGUCACACUCAAGUGUUUGACUUUGUCAAGUGGUUGCAAGAUGUCUUUGACGCCCCUCUGAUUGUCAUGUUGACUGAUGAUGAAAAGUACUUGUUCUCGGAAAAGAGAACCGUCGACGAAGUGAUUGGCUACUCGAAGCAAAAUUGCAAGGAUAUCAUUGCUGCUGGCUUCGAUAUGAAAAAGACAUUCAUCUUCUCCGACUUUGAAUACGUCGGCGGCGCCUUUUACAAGAACAUUGUGCGCUUUGCCAAGCGCGUCAACUUCAACACGGCCAAGGCAGUUUUUGGCUUCGACGGGAGCUCCAACAUUGGCAAGAUUCACUUUGCCAGCAUCCAGGGCGCCACGGCCUUUGCUAGCUCGUUCCCGCACAUCUUUGGCACCGACGAGGCCGCGACGGCCAAGAUUCCAUGCUUGAUUCCCUGUGCCAUCGACCAGGACCCCUACUUUCGGCUGACGCGCGACUGCGCCGCCGGCCUCAAAUACGCCAAGCCGUCACUGAUUCACAUGCGCUUCCUUGACGCCCUUCGGGGGCCAGGCUCCAAGAUGUCGGCCAGCGAUGACACGUCGGCCAUUUUCCUGAGUGACUCGGCGAAGGCCAUCAAGAACAAGGUUAACAAAUACGCUUUUUCGGGCGGCCGUGAGACAAUUGAGGAGCACCGCGAACGAGGCGGCAACGCGGAUGUGGAUGUCUCUUAUCAAUAUCUGCAGUUUUUCAUGGAGGACGACGAGGAACUGAAACGAAUCAAGGAAGAAUACACUAGCGGCAGAAUGCUGACAGGAGAGCUCAAAGCCAUUUGUAUCGAGAAUCUCCAAAAAUACGUCGCCGAGUUUCAAGAGCGCCGGGCCAAGGCCACCGAUGAUGUUGUCGCCCAAUUCAUGGCGGUACGGCCGCUCGAGUGGCAGGGCAAUCCCAGGGUGCCGCGCGCCGACCUCGUCGUGCCUGUCGCAGGGGCCGCCAGUGCUGCAGAGGGUUCUGCCGCAGCUGCAGAGGGUUCUGCCGCAGCUGAGGGUGGUGAUGGCAAGUUGACCAAGAACCAGAUGAAGAAGCUCCUCAAGGAGCAGCAGAUUGCGGCGAAAAAGGCGGAAAAGGAGGCGGCCAAGGCCAAGGCGGCGGGUGACGCGGCGUAG
Molecule: messenger RNA, 1473 nt
Organism: Beauveria bassiana ARSEF 2860
Lineage: Eukaryota; Fungi; Ascomycota; Sordariomycetes; Hypocreales; Cordycipitaceae
Product: tryptophanyl-tRNA synthetase
Exons: 7
Coding region: 1-1473 (490 amino acids)
Biological process (GO): tryptophanyl-tRNA aminoacylation
Cellular component (GO): cytoplasm
Molecular function (GO): ATP binding; tryptophan-tRNA ligase activity
Source: RefSeq, a predicted model, not a curated record